CGAUUUCAAGAUUUCAAAUAUAUAUCCACUCGAGUCUCGAAACCUGUUCUCAACACAAAUGUUUUCCCGAAGUCUCCAAAGAAGUCACUAUUGCGGCCGCCGUUGAAUCCAUUGAAUGGCACCAAAUGUUGUCUGCAUUUGAGUUGUGUUGAUAUGAGGAUAGUUGUCGGCCCUCCCGGUGGUAGCGAUUCAUUCCGCGGCGGUUCAAGUGGUGGCGGAACAGCUGGAGUGACUAGUGGUGGCGGCGACAAGACUUUUAACAGUUCGAGUGGCACUGGAAGCGGAACCGGUGGCAAAGACGGACAGUUGUGUUGUCCUAAAUGCGGGAAUCCGUGCACUCAUGUCGAGACGUUUGUUUCGUCGACCCGUUUCGUGAAGUGCGAGAAAUGUCUUCACUUCUUCGUCGUAUUGUCUGAAAUUGAUUCCAAGAAAUCGUUUAAAGAGAACCGAAAUGUUAACGAGAAACUCAAUGUGCAGAGAAAGCCUCCGCCGCCGCCCAAAAAAAUCUUUGAGUUCUUGGACAAGAACGUUGUCGGACAGAAUUACGCUAAGAAAGUGCUAGCGGUUGCCGUUUAUAAUCAUUAUAAACGCAUUUAUCACAAUAUGCCCACCAAUAGCAGCGGCGGUGGCACUACUUCUGGCCGCUCUGUACUCACUAAUGAGAAUAUAGUUGACACACAUUCUGCCGGAAUCUUCAACCAUAAGGAUCUGCUGCACAUAACAGGUUUGGGCACAAGUAAUGCUUUGGGUGUCGGGAACUUUCAGAACCAACAGAACUUCCAGUCAACAGACAUUCCCGACGCGACCACAAGCGGACAAUCGACUCUAAACUCGAACCGUGGAAACGAUGUCUUGGAUGUGACCACUCAUGAGCUGAGAUUAGAGAAAUCCAACAUUUUAUUGUUGGGACCGACAGGCAGUGGAAAGACAUUACUGGCGCAGACAAUAGCGCGAUGUCUGGAAGUGCCGUUCGCUAUCUGCGACUGCACGACACUGACUCAGGCCGGGUAUGUCGGCGAAGACAUCGAGUCUGUGAUCGCAAAGCUAUUACAAGACGCCAAUUACAACGUGGAGAGAGCGCAACAGGGAAUCGUGUUCCUGGACGAGGUCGACAAGAUAGGCGCCGUUCCCGGCAUUCAUCAGCUCCGGGAUGUGGGCGGAGAGGGUGUGCAACAGGGGAUGCUUAAGAUGUUGGAGGGCGCCAUUGUUAACGUUCCCGAACGCAACUCUCGCAAACUGAGGGGCGAAACAGUAGUGGUGGACACGACUAACAUACUGUUCGUAGCGUCGGGUGCUUUCAAUGGUUUGGACAGAAUUGUUAGCCGAAGAAAGAAUGAGAAAUAUCUGGGAUUCGGAGCACCCGUUUCCUCAUCGCCCGGACGGAGAGCCGCUUCGGCCGCCGAUGUGGCCAACAAUUACAGCUCCAACAGCGCGGCCGACGACUUGGCAGAAAAGGACGCUUUGCUCAAAGUGGUUGAGGCCAGAGAUCUGAUUGAGUUCGGGAUGAUUCCCGAAUUUGUGGGCCGUUUCCCAGUGGUUGUGCCCUUCCAUAGCCUGACAGAGGAUAUGUUGGUUCAGAUCCUGACUGAGCCGCAGAACGCACUCAUACCUCAGUACCAAAUGUUGUUCGGUAUGGAUAAGGUUGAGCUCACCUUCCAUUCAGACGCCCUCAAGACUAUCGCUAAGCAGGCGAUGGAACGCAAAACCGGCGCCAGAGGUCUACGGGCUAUACUCGUUGAGCUCACCUUCCAUUCAGACGCCCUCAAGACUAUCGCUAAGCAGGCGAUGGAACGCAAAACCGGCGCCAGAGGUCUACGGGCUAUACUCGAAACGAUUCUUUUGGAGCCCAUGUUUGAGAUUCCGGGAACCGAUGUGUCGAGUGUUCACAUUACCGAAGAUGUAGUGUUAGGCAAAAGCAAACCACAAUACGUACGCUCAUCGACCUCUUCAUCCACUAUUCACGACGUUUACGACAACAACGACUCAACUGUUGAGCUCACCUUCCAUUCAGACGCCCUCAAGACUAUCGCUAAGCAGGCGAUGGAACGCAAAACCGGCGCCAGAGGUCUACGGGCUAUACUCGAAACGAUUCUUUUGGAGCCCAUGUUUGAGAUUCCGGGAACCGAUGUGUCGAGUGUUCACAUUACCGAAGAUGUAGUGUUAGGUAAAAGCAAACCACAAUACGUACGCUCAUCGACCUCUUCAUCCACUAUUCACGACGUUUACGACAACAACGACUCAACUGUGGCUCAGGAUGUGUUUGACUUCUUGCCGGUGUUUGCGGUGAUUGUAUUGAUGCCAAUCCUGAUUGUGGUCUCACCGGUGAUGGCUAUGAAUGAGCUGAACGUAUAUCGUGUCCAACACUUUGAUCUGCACAACAGUCGCUUCGGUUCGCGACAGUCGGUCAUGAACUUAGAGGCCAUCACUGUUUCGCAGAUCAAAGAAAGUUUCGCCAAGAAGUGUGUCAUCUUUAAGAUGACUGAUUUGAUGGACAAUAUGGAGUCGUUGAUGACUAUCAUCGACCAGACACUGGCCGCCGGUCUACUCGUUAUAAUACCGAAGACUAUGCGUUCCCUAAAUGAAGAGCAGAUGCAAAGGUUGCUCUCAUUUGAGAAGUCUUUGGUGACCAAAGAAAUACAAAUUGCAAUUUACGUCACCUAUGAAUCUAAACACAUCUUAAGUCUCUAUGAAAUGCAAUCCAAGAAAUCGCUCCAGUCGCUUCUUCUCCUGUUGGCAAAACUUAUCGGCGCUGGAGUUGAGGACCAAAUGCCGACCAUUGCAGUGGUCGCUCAUUACGACGCCUUUGGUUUAGCGCCGGCAAAACUUAUCGGCGCUGGAGUUGAGGACCAAAUGCCGACCAUUGCAGUGGUCGCUCAUUACGACGCCUUUGGUUUAGCGCCGGAACUCUCAUUUGGAGCCGACUCUAACGGAAGUGGAGUGACGGCACUCUUAGAACUGAUCCGAUUAUUCUCGAAGCUCUACUCCAACUCCAAGACUCAGCCCAAAGUAAAUCUGCUGUUUCUGCUGUCGAGCGCCGGAAAAUUCAAUUACUUCGGCACUAAGAAGUGGAUCGACCAACAGUUGGACGGCAACGAAGGCAGUCUUCUAACGGACUCGUUGUUCACUAUAUGUCUGGAUUCGUUGGCCGAUAGGGACCGCAAUAGUGGCCUAUUUAUGCACGUCUCGAAACCGCCCAAAGAGGGAACACCAGCCGCUCAACUGUUCCACGACUUAUAA
This is a messenger RNA of Medioppia subpectinata, 3237 nucleotides long. The record is from the annotation of a GenBank genome assembly. Lineage: Eukaryota; Metazoa; Arthropoda; Arachnida; Sarcoptiformes; Oppiidae.